Molecule: messenger RNA, 2239 nt
Organism: Helianthus annuus (common sunflower)
Lineage: Eukaryota; Viridiplantae; Streptophyta; Magnoliopsida; Asterales; Asteraceae
Exons: 4
Coding region: 314-2131 (605 amino acids)
Cellular component (GO): cytoplasm
Molecular function (GO): protein kinase binding
Source: RefSeq, a predicted model, not a curated record
UGACAAUAAUAACAAUAAUAAUAGACUCGUCUAGUUUCUUCCGCUCUCUACCACCACCAAGCUUCUCGACAGAAUCACUCUGGCCGCCGUAACGGUUGCCGGAGCUGCUUCUCCCACCACCACAUGUUCACUCUCCGACCACCGUCUUAUUUGGCAAUUACCCAUUGAUUAUGGCUAAUGUUUGAUUCCAUUCCAAUUCUUUAUAUAUUCUUCAACUUAUUCUUCUAAUUUUUGUUCCAUAUAUAUACAAAAGAUUGAAUCUUUUUUGUGGGUUUUUAGUAUCUGAUUCUAUCUCUCAAGGGUUUUCAAGAACAUGCCGAUUUUUUGUUGUUUUACUCCAUUGGCAGGAAAGAGCAAGAAAGUUAAGGAAGAAAAGGAUGAUAACAUUUUGCAAGUGGGAUUACAACACUUUGAAAAACCUCCAGAUAAAGUUGACCCAAAGUCAAAGUCAAAGUCAACAUUCAAUGUAAAUGUCAAGGUGGUCAGCCAUGUAAGUCCUGUAAAACCUCAAGUCGAAGAAAACGAAGAUACAGCAUACGAAGCAGAAGACGAACACGAAAGAGAUAACCGUUCCAAAUCUAAACUCCAAUUUUCUAUCGAUAAAAUGCCGAUUCUAGAACAAGAAGAAGACAAACACACAAAUCUCAUCGAUCAUCAUAACUAUUGUUCGGAUGCAGAAAUGUGCAACGAUGGCCAUUUAAGUGACCCCGGUGCUUCAAAGAAGGCCUUUUUAUCUUCCCCGAAGCUAAAACGAUCUUGUUCUAAUCUUGAAACGAAACGGGUCGUGCUAAAAGACAAAUUUGCCCCUAAUGAAUCGUUCGAAGAUUUGCAGAAAUUAGCGGUAGAUGGUUUUAUGAGUCCUGUAUCUGUAACAAGUAAUUGUAGUGCGGAUAGAGUGAUUCUACGAAAGCAUUCUUCAAGUCAAAUCUUGCCGUCAAAAAGCCGAAAACUUUGGUGGAAGUUAUUCUUGUGGAGUCAUAGAAACGUACACGAACCUAUUAAACAGGUUCAAAAUAAGCUUCUUGUAAUCAAUCAACAAGGUGGGUACUGUUCAGAUACUCUAGAACCAAACAGACGACUCGAGGAGUCAAAGUCAAAGUCAAAAGCAGAAAAAGUCAACAAAGGAGAUCGAAGAUGGGAUUCGUUUCGUCAAGAAUCGGAUUUCUGGCCGCAGAAUCAAUGGAUGGCUUUUCCAGCUGGAUCACCGUUGACAAGAGUAGAUGAAUGGGUUCAAGAUAUUCCAACCGAGCCUGUUUUAACAAGCGGUCAUGUAAAGGACUGUGAAAUUACGUUUCCGCCCUCGCCAGAAAACAGUAAACCGCCAGCCGGAAACACCAACGAUCUACCUGAAGAGAUUGCGUACGCAAACAUGGUGAUACAGUCUUUAAAUUCUUCUUCAACGGUUGCUUACAUUUCUGGUAUCGGACUAAAGGUUAUUCCUGUAAUUUCGGGCUUUUUAAGUCUUCGAUCAGUCAACUUAUCUGGAAAUUCAAUAGCGAAUAUAACGCCAGGAUCAUUGCCAAAGGGUCUUCAUGUUCUUAAUUUAUCAAGAAACAAGAUUAGUGUUAUUGAAGGCCUUAGGGAACUCACACGGAUACGGAUUCUUGACCUAAGUUACAACCGGAUAUCGAGAAUCGGGCAGGGGUUAUCCAAUUGUACCCUGAUUAAGGAGUUAUACUUAGCCGGAAACAAAAUUAGCAAUGUUGAGGGACUACACAGGCUGCUAAAGCUAAUAAUCUUGGACCUAAGUUUCAACAAAAUUACGACAACAAAAGCGCUCGGACAAUUAGUCGCUAAUUACAACUCGUUACAAGCUUUAAACUUGCUAGGCAACCCAAUUCAAAGCAACAUCAACGAUGAUCAAAUCCGAAAAACACUUUGCGGCCUUCUUCCAAAACUAGCGUACUUGAACAAACAACCCGUGAACCCACAAAAGGCUCGGGAAGUUGUUAAAGAAGCCGUUACAAAAGCCGCACACGGGAAUGGGAAUUUGAGUACUCGGAGAAGGUCGGUUAAGAGGGUCGGGAAUGGCGGAUCGUCUUCGUAUAGUCGGCAUCAAGGUGGUCAGAAAGGGAGUGGGAGGCAUGUGAUUAAACCCAGGAAUCACCAUAGGUCUACCAAGGGUUUGUAGAUUGAUCAUGGUUUUUUUUUUUUUUUUUGGUUAUGUUUAUUUAAUUUGGAUUGUGAAAUGUAAUAAAUCAUUUUUGUGUUGAUAAAUAAUUUGAGAUUGAUUUUUUUA